Messenger RNA from Hypomesus transpacificus, 3062 nucleotides. It is a transcript of the gene tlcd2, whose product is annotated as TLC domain containing 2. NCBI's taxonomy places the organism in Eukaryota, Metazoa, Chordata, Actinopteri, Osmeriformes, Osmeridae. Gene Ontology annotation, biological process: membrane assembly; plasma membrane organization; regulation of membrane lipid distribution. The record is from RefSeq and is a predicted model, not a curated record. The transcript has 4 exons. The coding region runs from base 400 to 1125 and encodes 241 amino acids. Gene Ontology annotation, cellular component: plasma membrane.
AGUUACACAAGCGCUGUCAGGAUUUUAUAAUACAAGCGUUUCACAACUCCCGUGCUUCAUUACGCUUGCAUCCUCCAAAUAAAUUCUGUCGUCUGCUGUGGGUCUGCAUUUAUAUCUGGCGAAUGCAAUUAGCUCUUGUGGACACGCCUUAAUUCUCGGGGAAAAAACAUUUAAUUUUUUUUUUUAUCGAAUUAUUGUCGGUCUGCGAUGAACACAUGACAUUGUUUUGAGUCUGUAUAACACCACUUUCUGUGAAAGGUCAUAAUGUACCGUUUGACGUUGUGAUCAUCUAAAUCGAGCGCAAAUUGGUGCUGAAGGUAUCGUUCCAGUGGAGCGCGCGAGUUUUCAGACAUCAGACAAGUCUUUCAAAAAAGCUGAAAACAAGGGCUUCGGUCAGUCAUGGAGUUGAAUUCAGUUAUUUUGACGGCGGGAGGCUCUAUAGGUUUUUUUAAAAUAGUCAACUCAGUAUUCGGCAAACUCCCCAUGCCAGAGUCUGCUUGCAGAAACGCAUGGAAAUGGAGGAAUAUAUCGACAUCUUUCGUUCACAGUCUCAUAACUGGGAUAUGGUCUGUGCUAUGCUUUGUCCUUCACCCACAGAUGGCAGAGGAUUUGAUAGGGACCCAUUCUGCGUUUUCGCACGCGCUAGUAACGGUAUCAAUUGGUUACUUCAUAUAUGACUUCUUGGACAUGGUUCUGAACCAGAAAAUAGGCCAAUCAUGGGAGCUUCUGUUCCAUCACGUGGUGGUCAUCACUUGUUUCGGCAUCUCUGUCAUCACCUGCCGCUACGUGGGCUUUGCCGUGGUGGCGCUGUUGGUGGAGAUCAAUUCUGUGUUCCUGCACCUGCGCCAGGUGCUGCUCAUGGCCAACAUGGCAGCGGGCACCCUGUACCGCGUCAACAGCAUGAUCAACCUGGGCACUUACGUGGUGUUCCGCAUCAACACCCUGGCAUGGAUGACCCGCUGGCUGGUCCUGAACCGUGACAACGUGCCGCUGUUCGCCUACACCAUGGGCAGCGUGGGCAUGGCAAUCAUGACGGCCAUGAACAUAGUGCUGUUCUAUCGCCUGCUGCGGAGCGACUUCCUGAAGGGCAGCACCCGUGAGGCCAAGAAGGAGAAGGAGACGUAGGAAGAUGGGAAGGGAUAGGGGCACAUGCAUACUUAGAUGUGGUGAUGCACGGUUAGAUACACACACACACGCAAACAAACAUACACAAACACUGUUUUGUUCACUCAUUACCUGAGACCCAUGUACCCUGUAAAGACUCUAACCAAAUGUGCUCCCUUAUGCCAUUUAAACAUCCUAUUUCCAUGGUGUAUUAGUUUUACACAUGAUUUUAAACAUGUAAAUUAAAGUACAGAGGAAGCCAUUAAAUGUACAAAGGAAGCUAGCAUUUCUCCAGACUAACAAAAAUACUCUUUUGGCACCAAUUGGAGCAACUAGAUUUAAAUUACACCAAGAGUACAGUACAAUGCAAAGAUAAUUUGUUUUGCCAUUUAAUAUAUUGCAAGAUAUACAGUAAAAAAAAAAAAAUGUCACAGAUUGUGGUGCAAAGUCCUGUUGUACUGACUAGUAUAUACUAUAGGAAGUCAUUGGAAUUCAAAACCUGUCUUGUUUAAUAUGUGAACAUGUUCAGUAACAGUACUAAAGAAGUGAUGAUGUUGCUUCACUAAGCCUUUUGUAAAAACUAAACACCUGCUACCUCAAGAAAAGCCUGUAGCAGUUUUAUCUGUUUCUAACUUGAUCAAUGUUGUUAAAUGGUUUAAUCUUCUUCCUUGUUUUGUUGUGUUUGUUUUUUGCAACUUGCAAAGUAUCACUUAUUUUCGGUGUAAAGGCUAAAAAGAAACCCAUCUGGAUAAACAAACCAACCGAUGAAAAUAGUUAAGUCUGCUCAGAACCUUCUCUUGUAAAGGUGAUGUUGAUGCUGCCAACUAGCAAGGUUGAGGUCUAACUGAGGUCAGGCAGCACAACAAAGACAAGCUUGCCUCAACAGAAUACAGAUUGUUUUGUACACACACAUAUUCUUGACACCUGUACAGCCCGAAGCAUUGUAAUUACUUGUGCCUCCCUUAGCCACUAACUGUUAGCAUUCAGCCUCAUUCAACCUGAAAGCUCAAUGAGCUAGUCCAAGGCUGUAUAGUGGCCUUUUAGCUGGCCUUACUGUCCUUGUACAGGUCAGCAAGUUCACACAACAACAUGGUACAGUGACCACCUUUCUAAUGGGUAAGUUAAAGGGUUGUGUGUAAGAGCUGAUUCUAGGUCAGAUUAUUUUAUAAUUCCUUCACAAUUCAAAGGAUACAUUUUGAAAAAUGGCAAUGUAUCCGAUGAUCUGUUAUUACAGGCAAGUUGGGGCGGCCUUAGAAACCUGCCAAGCUUGCUAAAACAGAGCCAUCAUAGGAUUUUUGUCUAAAGCCCUGAACAUUUGUAAUGUGAUUUUCUUUUGCAAUGUUUUGUUUUAGAUUGUGUUCUAUGUAUGCAUAUUUUGUAUAUUUGUAAUUUAUUUGUAUUGAUUGUCAAGGAUGAACUGUUGUUGGCAACCACAUUGUUCAUCCCUUUUGAAAAAUUGUACCUGUAUAUCCCCUAUUUGAAGAAUUGUUGGUAUGUGGUGGUUCUGAUUGAUGGUGGAGUUAUUCUAUACUGUGGUGGUGUCGUUACUUAAAAGGGAGUUUCAUUCAAUUUUGGACGCUUUAAUUUUUUCAGCUACCUGACCAAAUGCAGCCAUUAUAUCCAACAGUGUGAGAAGAACCAUGCCUAUUUAUUUAUCCAUUAAAAACCCUUUUUGGAUGAUGCUGGCAAAUUUUGGGGGAACUGGGGAGUCUUGGAGUUGCAUUGCAGUUGACCCCAUAGAAUAGAGAAAUUAGGACUCCAACCUUCAACAAUUAAAGAUAAUUUACCUAUUAAAUCCAUACCCUAUUGUAGAUUGGUAACAUGAAACUCUCAAUACAUUUACAAUAAAGCCAAUUUGAUAAGCCAGCUUACUAUGCUAUUGCAGCGAGAAAGAUGGUCUCUGCUAUUUGUUAAUUUUGAGUUGACUGCACAGAAUGAAGCCAACAAUUAUUAUCUAG